Schistosoma rodhaini is the source of this 881-nucleotide messenger RNA. The record is from the annotation of a GenBank genome assembly. Lineage: Eukaryota; Metazoa; Platyhelminthes; Trematoda; Strigeidida; Schistosomatidae.
UGAAAAACUCAAUUUGUGUAAAGUUAGACGUUACAAUAUAUUCAAAUUAUGGCAUAUUCAAGUCGUGAUGUUAACUUCAUAAUACCAAAUUAUGCAUUAGAUACAAGUUUAGCCACAAACAAAUUACGUAUUACUAUUCAAAUUCAAGGCUUAAAAUCAUCAACUAUAUUAGAAUUUCAUAAAAAGCUUAUCCCUAAACUAUACAAAAAAGCAUCAAAUGGUGAAAUAGUGUUUCAUCUAAAUAACGAUGGUUUCCUGUUUGAAUUUCGUGGGCUUAAUAAUUUAGCAGACUGUAAUUAUCAACUUCAUGUUAACAAAUUACCGGGUAUACUUGAUAAUAAACGAUCACAAUUAAUUGUACGUGAUGAUGCUGUAGAAAUUAUUCUCAUGAAAACUGAUGAUAGUUCAUGGUCAUCUGUUAUGACUGAAGGUUUACAUAUCGUUGAAAAUGAAAAGAAGUAAUUAUUUUUUUUAUGUGAUCAUUGUUUUUUUUCUUUUUUUUCGAAGACAUUCCAGUUUAUCAUAAACAUUACUUUCAAUUUACCUAUUUUUCCCUAUCAGUUUUUUUAAGGGUAAAUGUAAAUAUUUUAUUUGCUUUUUGGUUUGUAUCUUCAGUUCCCCGACGAAUGGUUUAUUUCUUGUUUAUUGCUAGUGACAAAAAAGUAUUCCUAAUCUUGAAAUGCCGUUUUCUUAAUUAACCAUACUAACAACCUUUUUGACAGAUGACUCAUGUAAAAAGAACGUUUCCUUUUUCUUCCUUAUUUUGGUUCCCUUGAUCUGCUGUAAGUGAAAUUAAGUUUACUAUAACAUUUUAUGACUGGUAUUACUUUUCUUUUUAAGUAAAGAUUAAUUUUAGGAAAUAAAUCUACUACUGAAUUAUC